CAUCCCCUCCCUCCUCUCUCCUCCAAUCUGUCUCUGUGUCCUACUAAAGCGAUUUCAGCGCAUGCAGGGACUCGUCCCUAUACGGCGGCGGAUGGCAACAUGGCGACAGAGUUCCACAACCUGCAGGAGUUGAGGCACAGUGCAUCUCUGGCUAAUAAAGUGUUCAUCCAGAGAGACUACAGCGAAGGAACCACCUGCAGGUUUCAGACCAAGUUCCCCUCUGAGCUGGAGAGCAGGAUUGAGCGCACACUGUUUGAGGACACUGUGAAGACGCUGAAUAACUACUACGCAGAGGCAGAAAAGAUAGGUGGCCAGUCCUACCUGGAGGGGUGUCUGGCCUGCGCUACAGCAUAUCUCAUCUUCCUCUGCAUGGAGACGCGCUAUGAGAAGGUGUUGAAGAAGAUAGCCAAGUACAUUCAGGAGCAGAAUGAGAAGAUCUAUGCUCCCAGAGGGCUGCUCAUCACAGAUCCCAUAGAAAGGGGAAUGCGUGUCAUAGAGAUUUCCAUCUAUGAAGACCGGGGCUCCAGUGGCUCCAGCUCGGGGAGCAGCUCCGUGUCCGGCAGUACCGCCCGAUGACUGGGUUCUUCCUAAAAACCACGUCCCCCCUGAUCACUCUCAACCCUGGAGGAGAAUUUAGGACAAUGAUGCUACUUCUGCUCCAACACUCUAGCUACACUCACACAAAGGAUUCCCUAGCAUUUAUCAAGUUAUGUUGCGCCCGAACCCACGCUAAGUUUGUUGCAAAGCAUUGUGCAUGCGCCGACACAGUCAUGUUACUGUACGAUGCAAUGUCUCAGUUCUUUUGCUAGUAAUACUUUGUGUGAUCGUACCGUUAUCAUCCUUCCUGUCCUCUUUGAAGUUACCACAGCUAUGUGUAAUCUGGUGGGUGAGAAAAGGAUGGAAGGAUGUGAGAGGAAGAGGGAGGGAGGAAGUGUUGAGGCAGGAGUGAAGACCACAAGCCUCACCAAACCUCAUACCUCAGCUGCACCACAACGGACCAAACUGGACUGAACUCCACCAUCAACCCUGCACACCAGACGCUGGCUUUAAAAAACGUUAUCUGUAGCUCCGGCUGAGUUUCCAGACUUUAGCAAAUGUAACUAGGAUGUAGAAAGUAUUGAAAGGCAUCACAAAGUUUCACCCACCCAGAUAAACCCUUCACCUCUGAUGUAAAUCAUGAUGUCUGGUAGCAGAUGAAUGUCAUUCAGCCUGUCCAUGUAUUUCAUGUAGCAGAUCUUCCAUAUUUCUCACACAAAGCCUAUAUUUUCUUUGUUAGACACGCGCACUAAGUACUAACCUCGUGGUUUCAAAAAGUGAAACCAACUAUUCCUAAAUUUGGAUUAUGCAAAGACAUACUGUGCAUUAAGUGCAGUACUAAGUAGACAACGGAUGGGUCAAAAAGUCUUCCUGAAUCUUUUACCUGUAGUGUUUUAAAGUACAGCAACCCUUCCUUGAUUCCUGAACAAACUUCCAAAGAACAAUAACUGCCAAAAACUGGCUCACAAAUGUGAAUGUGUCUUUUAUUUUGGUGACAUUUUGUGCAAAGAACAAACUUUCGUACUGCUUGUUGUUUGAUACACGUGGCAAUGAGGUGUGUAUGACUGGCGUCAAAUAAAUACUGUCUCAUCACAGCUGCA
Sebastes umbrosus (honeycomb rockfish) is the source of this 1637-nucleotide messenger RNA. It is a transcript of the gene golga7ba, whose product is annotated as golgin A7 family, member Ba. Gene Ontology annotation, biological process: peptidyl-L-cysteine S-palmitoylation; protein targeting to membrane. The coding region runs from base 100 to 576 and encodes 158 amino acids. NCBI's taxonomy places the organism in Eukaryota, Metazoa, Chordata, Actinopteri, Perciformes, Sebastidae. The transcript has 5 exons. The record is from RefSeq and is a predicted model, not a curated record. Gene Ontology annotation, cellular component: palmitoyltransferase complex.